AUGCCACAUUUCAUCCUUGACGGAAGUGCUCGUCCUUUUACAAUUCUUCGUUCAGGACAUGAUGCAGCCUCUUCUUCACAUGCGAUGAGGAGUUCACUGAAUGUGGCAGUUGAGAAAGACACAGCCAAGCGUUACAUCGGCGUCUGCCAGUUAUCGUUAGCACAAGCAAAUGAAACUGUACAACGAAUGAAGGCAAAAGAAGGCGGACGGUUAUUCCCGCUCUUUUCACAUCUUGCUGCCUAA
Botrytis sinoallii is the source of this 243-nucleotide messenger RNA. RefSeq lists its product as uncharacterized. The transcript is spliced from 2 exons. Bases 1 to 243 code for a protein of 80 amino acids. The record is from RefSeq and is a predicted model, not a curated record. Lineage: Eukaryota; Fungi; Ascomycota; Leotiomycetes; Helotiales; Sclerotiniaceae.